AUGGUGCUCGUAUCUUUACUCGAUGGUUCAAUUCGUAGUGUCGAUCGUUUAAAAGCAAGCGUAUAUUGGACAUUACCCGCAACGGGAUCGAGCACAUUGAUACAUUCUAGUGCCCAUAUUCGGAAGCAGCAGCAGCAACAACAACAAGCCUUUCAGGACAUUUGGGAUAAUAUUGAUUCACUUGACCAAGGAGACAAUCUUUUGCAACAGCAACAACGAGAAGAGUCAGAAAGUAGCGAAGAAACGUUGCCGACAAACCAAGCACAUUAUAUUGUCGAGCCUCAAAACGGUGGUACAUUGUACCUUUAUGACGAAGGUGCCUUGGAGAGGCUUCCAUUCACGAUCCGAGAAUUGGUGUAUCGGUCGCCGUUACGAACGAGGAACGGAACAACCUAUGUCGGUAGCAAAAAGACGGUGAUGCUUGCUAUCAAUCCACGUUCAGGAGAAAUAUUGCAAAGGCUAGAAUUGGAUCAAAAACAGGAUGCCUUUUAUAUGGCAACACAAAAGACUUUGCCUCCUCAUACGAUUUAUCUUGGACGUGAUGAGUACCAAGUAGCCAUUUUCGAUGGAGACAACAACCGAUGGUGGAAGAUCGAAUACAACGAAUAUGUAUCUAACAAACUCGAUUUGGAUGUGCCACCGACUAAUCCUGCGAGUGACAUCUACAUUGCACCCGACGCUAUUGGUACCAUAUCAGCUAUCGAUGUUGGCCAAGUAGUUAGUGUAUUUGAUGUGUUUAUGCGUCGUGACAAUACGAUUGCGCUUUCGAGACAAACGCCUCCCACCUCGCUCUACAAAGGCGCUGUAGGCGAGAUGCUGGACAUUAUGCGGAGACAGAAUGGGCAACUUAGUGUGUAUGUUGGCGAGUAUAAUGGUAGUCUCUAUGCGCUCGACAUAAACAACUAUCCCUUGGCUCGAAUUUCGCGGGUUGCUCCUAUUGUCACUGGCCGAUUACCCGGUGACAGACGAUUGCUCUUGGAUGCGAGCGAAUCGACAACAACAGCAGGUGAUACAAGCUACAACCAUGACGGCGACAGACAACGCUGCCGACCGGAUGAUCCCCGUAUAGAAUGCCAGGUUGGUCUGCAGCCGUUGCGAGUAGAUUACACGUCUGCUCAUGAUAGCAUGUACAAGCCUGCAAAACAGCUUCCGGCAAAUGACAUGCCUUCAAAGCCAACAACUACAUAUGAGGAAAUGAUGCGGGAUCAGGGAGCAGGCAGGUUCUGGAAAACUUAUUUGCUGUUGUUUGCCACUGCAACCUAUCUCUACCGACAUCGUCUACUGCGUCUUUAUGCUAGACAUGUUUAUCCACGAAUGUUGGAUAUCAAGAAAAGAUAUUACGAUAAAGCCUUUAGGCUUCCUGCCCGGUUAACGACAACAGCACCACCAACGACAAAGAAGACGCCAACUAUCAAUAACAAGAAGCAACCAGUAACACAGCUCAAGCAACAAAAAGUAGCAACGGCAAUUCAGAUAUCGUCCCCUCCACCAUCACCUUCUGUGCCUGCUCUGCCUCCCUUACGCAGCAGCUCAGCUUUAUUGUCAAAAGGCUCAACGCAAUCCAUCGGCAUUAAAGGCUUGGACCUUAACAACUUUCGGCAAACCAAAUCGCAAGUUCUCAAACUGUCGGAGACAGUGCUGGGUUAUGGAAGCCACGGCACUGUCGUUUACAAGGGAGAGUUUGAUGGACGAGCUGUCGCUGUAAAGAGGCUUUUGAUUGAUUUUUACGAUGUCGCUUUCCAAGAAGUCAAGUUAUUGCAAGAAAGUGAUGAUCAUCCAAACGUUAUCCGAUAUUUCUACAAGGAAGAAUCUGAUCGAUUUUUGCACAUUGCACUCGAGCUCUGCUAUGGCUCGCUACACGACUUUAUGGACCGAUCGAUGGACGUCCCAGAAAUGAAACUUUUUGAUCAAAUGGACCCCGGAAACAUCCUGAAGCAAAUCAUGAAUGGCAUACAGCAUCUCCACUCACUUAAAAUCGUUCACCGUGACAUCAAGCCCCAAAACAUUCUGUUGGCGCCCAACAAACUUCGACAGGACAAGGGUAUGCGUAUCCUACUAUCCGACUUUGGUCUUUGUAAAAAGCUGGAAGGUGAACAGAGUAGCUUCCACUACACAACCGUAUCGCCAGCUGGUACCGCGGGUUGGCGUGCGCCAGAACUAUUGGCGGGUGCACUAGCCGAAGCAUCGGAUAGCAACACAAGCAACAGCGGCAUUGCCGCUAGUGGUGCUGGUACCAGUGCUGCUAGUAGUGAACGUACAAUUGCAUCUUUUUCAAAAGCAACAAGAGCCAUCGAUAUCUUUUCUGCUGGUUGUGUGUUUUACUAUGUUCUAUCUGGUGGCGACCAUCCAUUUGGAGAUCGGUUUAGCCGUGAAAGCAACAUCCUAAAAGGCGAUCAUUCAUUGGUCAAGCUUGAGAGUAUGGGUGAAGAUGGGGUCGAAGCUAUGGAUCUAAUCAGUCACAUGAUUUCCAACGAUCCACGUUCUCGGUAA
Molecule: messenger RNA, 2490 nt
Organism: Zychaea mexicana
Lineage: Eukaryota; Fungi; Mucoromycota; Mucoromycetes; Mucorales; Lichtheimiaceae
Product: kinase-like domain-containing protein
Exons: 6
Coding region: 1-2490 (829 amino acids)
Biological process (GO): IRE1-mediated unfolded protein response; intrinsic apoptotic signaling pathway in response to endoplasmic reticulum stress; protein phosphorylation
Cellular component (GO): IRE1-TRAF2-ASK1 complex
Molecular function (GO): protein serine/threonine kinase activity; ATP binding; RNA endonuclease activity
Source: RefSeq, a predicted model, not a curated record